Balearica regulorum gibbericeps (East African grey crowned-crane) is the source of this 621-nucleotide messenger RNA. NCBI's taxonomy places the organism in Eukaryota, Metazoa, Chordata, Aves, Gruiformes, Gruidae. The record is from RefSeq and is a predicted model, not a curated record.
AUGAACAAAACUCACCCCCAGAGAAAUGGUGAUGUAGCUACUUUUGAUUCAACAAAGUCCUUCUCUGAAGAAAGAGGUAUUUGCCACCCCCCCAGCGCCCGUGGGGGCUGCACGUGGAGACGCGCCUGCAUCUCCGCCGCGGUGCUGCUCGUCCUCACUGCCGCCGUGGGCUUGGCCGUGGCGCUGGGACUCCUGUUACGUGCGCCAGUGAACCGCUUCUGUACAGCUUCCAAAAACAGGACAGGUUUCUUGUGUGACGACAGCGUGACGUGCGUCCCUGCCAGCCAGGUCUGUGACAGAAUCAGCGACUGCAGGAAUGGAGAGGACGAGCAGGAGAAACUCUGUGGUGACUUGCCCCGCAGCCUUCCGGGAUACCUGGUUUUCCGCUGCAGUAACCCCGCGUACUGGGUCUAUGCUGAUCGGAGGUGUAACGGGCUGAACGACUGCGGAGACUGCUCUGAUGAGAUGGGGAGCUUGGUGGACUGUCCUCCGUGCGGGUCGGAGUGGUGGAGCUGCAGCCCUGUGUUCUACCAGUACUGCUCCUGCGUCCCCAGGAGGCUGUGCCGGGAUGGCGUCCAGCACUGCCUCAGCUGGUCCGAUGAGUAUAUCUGCAGACCGUGA